AUUAUGAACUGUAACAUCCCAUUUUGAAAAACACACCCGUUCGAACUGUGGCUCCCCCCAUCUGCUCCUUGCUCCCAUCCGCGACCACCGUCCCGCGUGGCUCCGCCGUGGUUCCGGUAGACUUUCCCUUCCCCAAUCGAAGUGUUCCGACCGAGCUUUCUCCGGCGACAUUUCUCUCGACCGAGCUUCUUUGAAGUGGAAAAUUUCAUUGGUAAGAAACGUUUAUUCAGCCAUUAAUAAAGAAAGACUUAAGAAUUCGCGAGGAACUUGUUGCCGAAGCAAUGGAGAAAAGGCCUGAACUUGGUGGCAAUGCAUCAUCGUCUUCUUCAACUGGAAUUGGUUCAAGGUUUUCCAAUUUGAGCAAGUCCUUCAAGUUUGCUCUCCGUUCUUUGCUCACUUCAUGCUCAAAGGAGGAAUUUUGUAAAGCAUUUUCAAGUUUUACCAGCAAUGAAAAAGAAUUGCUCCAUCGCCUAUUUCUUCAGGUCAUUACUUCUAUGCAUGAAAACAUUGAGGAUGAGUUUGAGAAAAUCUGUCUUCACACACAGGUGGGAAGCACUCUUGACGCUGUAGAGGAAAUUGUGGAAGAACAAGAUAUGGAUCUCUUGUUCUCAAAUAGGAGUAACAUAAUGGAUGUUGCUGAGAAUCUGUCUGCAGCAAAGAAGAAUGAAAUCCAACACUUAAUGCAUAUGGUGCAAUUGGGGGAGGAACAGAACCAACUGACUCGUGACCGGUUACAACUCCUUAGAGAAGGCAAUCAAGUCUUGGCUGGUGCUUCGCAGGCUGUUGAGAAGUUUAGGAGCAUGAAUUCAAAUUAUGGAACGAACAGCCAUGAUGGGAUCCGUGAUAUGUAAUGUGGCCAGCGCACGCUCUCCUGUAAAUUCACAAAAGUUUCAUCCCCUGGUGAACCAUAAUUUGUAUGUUGUCGCAAUGCUUCUGAAGAUUCAAAUAUUCACAAGGCAAUCUUAGUAAAGAAGCACCUUUGUGUGGGAUCAGUAUUAGGGCUUCUACAUUUUGUGUGGCUUUAAGGUUCGUUGGAAGUAGUUGUAGUAGUUGUCCUAAAAUUAUGCACUGCCUUUUGUAAGCUUUGUAUUUAUGUUUAUAUGACACUCACUAACAAUAUUAGUGAAUAUGAUGGAUUUCUUGUCCAUCCUCUCUAGAACUUUUAAAA
Lotus japonicus is the source of this 1168-nucleotide messenger RNA. RefSeq lists its product as uncharacterized. The record is from RefSeq and is a predicted model, not a curated record. Gene Ontology annotation, biological process: chromosome segregation. The transcript is spliced from 10 exons. Gene Ontology annotation, cellular component: MIS12/MIND type complex. The coding region runs from base 282 to 851 and encodes 189 amino acids. Lineage: Eukaryota; Viridiplantae; Streptophyta; Magnoliopsida; Fabales; Fabaceae.